AUGGACGACGACGGUUCUGGAACGAUAACUGCUAACGAGGUCGCUCAAAUGUUAUGUGGAUUCGGCUGCGACGUAUCCCCGAAGGUUGUCCAAGCCGUGAUGCGAUCGUCUGAUAAAAGUGGAGACGGAGAGAUCGACUUCGAGGAGUUUCUCGCCGCUGUCACGUCCAAAAUAAAGCUUAACGAUUGCAAAGCUGACAUUCACGCCAUGUUCGAGAAGUUUGACCGAAAUAAGGAUGGAUUGCUCUCCGCUGAAGAAUUGGUAGUGGCAUGGAGUGAAACACUGAAAACGAGAAUAACAGUCAAAGAGGCGGCCGCGUUGAUACAGCAGGCGGAUUCUGAAGGAAAAGGUGCUGUUACGGUCAAUGAGUUCAUCACGAUGUGUCAAACAGUGUGA
Molecule: messenger RNA, 396 nt
Organism: Ostertagia ostertagi
Lineage: Eukaryota; Metazoa; Nematoda; Chromadorea; Rhabditida; Trichostrongylidae
Source: the annotation of a GenBank genome assembly